This is a messenger RNA of Daldinia childiae, 1215 nucleotides long. RefSeq lists its product as uncharacterized. The coding region runs from base 1 to 1215 and encodes 404 amino acids. NCBI's taxonomy places the organism in Eukaryota, Fungi, Ascomycota, Sordariomycetes, Xylariales, Hypoxylaceae. The record is from RefSeq and is a predicted model, not a curated record. The transcript has 3 exons.
AUGGAAUCUAAUCAAACAACAGCUUGUGGUGCGCCUAAGAUUGAACCAAACACCUCAUCAACCAGCUCAUUGACAGCCGCAUACAAUUGGUUUCAGGAUUGCUGUUCCACCCACACGACAUGUAAUUUGAAAUUAUUUUCAAAGACCGGGUGGUACCCGACUCGUCUCAUUGAUAUCGGCCAAAAGGAAAGUUUUCAUUGGAGGCUUCUGGUUGUCUCCGAAGACGGGAUCUCUCCGCAGUCAGCUCCGUAUAUGACACUGAGCUAUCGAUGGGCACCAAACCCUAAGCCGAUCCUCUUGGCUUCUAAUAUCGACGAAUUCCGUCAUGGUAAACCAAUUAAAGAUCUUCCUCAAACAUUUAGGGAUUUUAUUGUCGUCGCACGAAGAUUCUCAAUUCGGUAUAUCUGGAUCGACGCACUUUGCAUUAUCCAAGACUCCAGGGGAGACUGGGAGAUAGAAGCACCGACUAUGAGAUUUGUAUAUACUAAUUCUAUAUGCAAUGUUGCGGCAUCAGUAUCAAAAUCUCCCAGUGAAGGACUUUUCCGCUCACGGGAUACGGACAAACUAAAAAUGAGAAUAGUGCCCUGUUCACUAUAUUCCGGCAAAGAAGAACCGUCUUAUAUCUAUGAGGACUUCUGGGACAAAGAUAUUCUUAAAGCACCGCUCCAUAAGCGAGGAUGGGUCCUCCAAGAACGUAUACUUGCCCCCCGUGUCCUAUAUUUUGGAAAGGAUCAAAUCUUCUGGGAGUGUCUAACUCGACGGAAAUGCGAGCUUCUCCCAAAUGGUCUUCCUUUAGAAAUACCAUCCAGGAGAGAUCUUCUGGACCAAUUACAUUGGGCGGGUGCCUCUAACUCGCGGAAGAUGAGCGAUACCCUAUAUAACCUUUGGAUCAAGUAUAUUGAAGAAUAUUCUCAAUGUAUGUUAACGAACCCAUCGGAUAAAUUGGCUGCAAUAGCAGGCAUUGCCCAAUUAUUCCAGGAUUUCACAGGUGACGAAUAUAUUGCUGGCUUAUGGAAGUCAAGACUCGUUGAAAUGCUGGGUUGGAACGUUUCUGCGCCGCGAAAACUUAAAUCCCUAGACUAUCGAGCGCCAUCAUGGUCCUGGGCUUCAACGGAUGGAGAUUUCACUCUUCGUCUCGACUAUGAAGUUCACUUACCUAGUCUAGUUAAUGUCUACCCGCAUGAACUAUCUGAUCGCGGGGUCCACACAAUAUGA